UAAAGUCUCCAUACACGCACGUUGCUUAACCGAAGGCACUUUCUUAUGGAAAUUACAAGUAAAACAAGAAAUUUUCAUGGUUCUACCGUCCUGUAUUGGAAUUUAUGAGAUCACAAAGCCAACUUGGCCAUUGCUUGUUGCCUAUAAUGGGAUAUAGUAAAAGAAACCUUUUAGAGUCGAGAGAACGUCGCGAAAAGUACAGAUAUGAAUAGUAGUCUUGUGCUUAUAGUUAUUCUUACGUGCAUGUCCUUUGGAAUUGGUAAUUCGAAUAUUUGUACGAAAGACUCGUGUUUUCCACCGAACUGGGAUCUUGAGACAGUUAAAGGUGCAACAAUUAUCGCAAAUUCGACUUGCGGGUUGAAUGGAAACGAAGAUUAUUGCGUCAACGGGAAUUGUUUUCAAUGCAACAAUGCUAUACCAUCGACAUAUCGUGGUGUAAAUCUAACCAUAGACAGUGGCGCUAAUGCGGAUAACAGCUACUGGAAAUCGGAAAACUUAGUAGAAAAUGUAGUGCUUGAGUUGAAUUUGGGACACGCAUACUUCUUCGUUGCAAUUACGGCUACUUUUGCAUACAGCUCUCCAGCGGCCAUGUACUUCUCCAAAAGCGCUGAUGAUGGGUCAACUUGGCAAAUUUUGGCAUAUUUUUCAACUGACUGCAAGACCUACUUCAACAUGUCAGGAACCCAAGAAAAGAAUCGUAAUGGAUUCAAUGUGCAAUGUUUUGACUUGAUGGAUACACAAUUUAAGGUAUCAUAUCAGCCUUGGAGAGACUCACAGUUUGCUGCAAGCAUACGUCGUAACUAUAGUUUGCAAAGAGAAUUCUUAGCUACCAGCUUUCGGAUGGUGUUGGUCAAAUUUCAGGUACCGCGUCUCUUUGAUAGGCAAAGAGCUGAUGGAAGAAAUUACUUUUUUGCUGUUAAAGAUUGGCAAAUUCGUGGAAGUUGCUUUUGUAAUGGUCAAUCUGCUGAAUGUGAUGCUAAGGAAAGAUGGAAAUGCAACUGCUUGAAAAACACAACUGGUGACAAUUGUGGAAAAUGUCUUUCAUUGUAUAAUCAAGAGAAAUAUGAGCCAGGAAAAGCUUGCACAGCUUGUGAAUGCAACAACCAUUCAUCAAUGUGUGAAUAUGAUGAAGAAAAAGGUCGAGGUGUGUGCAAGAAUUGCUCUGACUAUACAACUGGUGAUUCAUGUGAGCAGUGCUUACCAUAUUUCUAUGAAAAGUUGCUACCUGUUGUGCAUCCAGAUAGAUGUCAAGCAUGUAAUUGUAAUUCCUUUGGUAUAACUGGUGAACCUGGUAGCGAUGUGUGUGACCAGACGACCGGACAAUGUGACUGCAAGGCAAAUGUGACCGGGCGAAGGUGCGACCGAUGUAAGGACGAGUUUUGGAAUUUGUCUGGUGAUAAUCCUAGCGGUUGUCAAAAAUGCAUUUGUCAAAGUGCUGGAACAGUGAACGGUUCUGUUGUAUGUGAUCAAGUAACCGGUCAAUGUCCAUGUAGAUCAUCUGACUAUCACAAAAGUGCAUUGGAUGGUUAUUACAAUCUAACGUUCUCAAACGUCAUUCCCUGUAAAGAUUGUUCGUGUUCACGUGUUGGCUCUGUCAAUCUCACGUGCGAUCAAACAAAAGGCCAUUGUAACUGUCGUAAUAAGUUCUCUGGUUCAAAAUGCAACGUUUUAGAAGCCAACUCGUACAUUCCAGGUGUGAUCGAGUCUACUUUCGAAGCAGAACAGUUCCAUCCUAAUCUACAGUAUUUCAACCAGACAUCUUCAAAGGCAGGUGUUCUUCUCGAUGGCGAACAAUAUUCUCGUUCUCUAAUCUUCCAAAUCUUUAUUCCAAAAACGUCCGUGUAUUCAUUGAUUAUAAGAUAUCAGACGGCAAUCGAUUGGAAAGACGUCAAGUUACGUAGAAUCCUGUUGAGUCCAUAUUCACCAUUUUCUUGUCAAGAUGCCAUCUUAAUUAGAAAUCAUUCCUUUGUCUUUACCGCCACUUUAUUUUCACACUUAAAUGCAUUGCAUUUCGGCGAUGCUUGUCUUGUGAAUGGUCCUUAUGCAAUAACGCUGGAGUUGCCUUCAUUACCCAGAAGUCAUAGCGUAGCUCGCUCCUCAAGUAGCGUUCUCGUUGAUUCUUUGGUCGUUUUACCGAGCGUACUGAACUUCACAUACCCCAAAGCGGACAACAACACGCUAUUUUACUAUAAAAAAGCGUUUGCCUUUGAAACCUGGUCACGGGCUAAAGACGAUGUGCAAAGGUCCUUGGCGCCAUACUUUACUGCAAUUUAUAAUGGUGGUCGAUCGUGUUCUUGCAACGAGACUGGGUCUUACAGCAGUACUUGUAACAAAGAUGGCGGACAGUGUAACUGCAGACCAAACAUUGUUGGUCUAAACUGCGACAGAUGCGCGCCUAGCUUUUACAAUUUUUCCAAAAGCGGUUGCCAAAGGUGCAAUUGUGAUUUGAUAGGAUCAAACAGUACAUUAUGUGAUACAUUGACGGGCAAAUGUCAGUGCAAGUCCGGUGUUGUUGGACGACAAUGUAGUCAUUGUGAAAAAAACUACUUUGGUUUCGACAGAGGAAUCGGUUGCUCGCCCUGUUCAUGCGACAAACUGUAUUCGACAAAUAUUCAAUGCGACAAUCGUGGUGUUUGCCCUUGUUUACCAGGCGUUAAACUACCAAAAUGCGAGGCAUGUAAUGACACAGCGUUUAAUCUCACUCUAAAUGGUUGUGAAAACUGCCAUUGUGACGUUGAUGGGAGUGUUUCUUUAUCGUGUGACAAGACGAGCGGUGAAUGUUCUUGCAAGUCGUUUGUGAUUGGUCGAACAUGUAAUUCUUGUCCAUCCGCUAUGUUUUACGGUCUCGACAAACAUCAUCCUACUGGUUGUUUAAAAUGUCAAUGCUCUGGGAAAACCAACAACUGCACUACCAAGAAAAAUACCUUCGAAACUAGUAUACUUACUAAACUCAGUGUAUCCGAUCCCGAUGAUAUAACUGGACUACAAAACUGGACUACUACUUUUGGACCGAGCCAGUCUGCUGUAUUCGAUUUCGUCAACGACUCUUAUACUGGAGUGAUCGAGGUCGCCUCCAGUACGGCCGAGAUUGUAUACUUCAAAGCACCAAUGAAAUUUCUUGGCGACAAGCGAAGAGCCUAUCAACACAGACUUUCUUUUUAUUUAAAAGUGGAGGAUAAUAUGAAUAAUCCAUUUGAUACCACACAAGGGGAUGUAAUUUUGAAAGGCAAAUGGUUUGAUGGCGUUUUGGUUCAUAGGUUUGACAAAAGACCCAGCGAUAAAUUUACUGAAUUCUCGGUUUUUUUGGAAGAAGGCGAAUGGAAAGUGAACAAUACCGAUGGGAAAAAUAUCUCUUCUUAUGAAAUGGUUCUUGUUCUCAGCCAUCUUGAGGAAUUAUGGAUCAGAGCUAAGUGGUCAAAUACCACAGGAGCAACAACGUCGAUCGCCAUCAUCAACAUGCGUCUGAGUGAGGUGUAUAAGGAUCCUUCCCAGGCUCCUUACCUCGCUCGCAUGACAAAAUCAGUGGAGCUGUGUGAUUGUCCAGGUGAAUUUGCCGGUGACUCGUGUGAGCGAUGUGCAGAUGGCUAUACUCGUUUGGUUCCAGGGUCUGGUCCUUAUACGAAGUGUGUUCCCUGCAGCUGCAAUGGAAACAGCGAUAAGUGCGAUCCUAUUUCCGGUGUCUGUAUCGACUGUCAAUACAACACAACAGGGGAUCAUUGUGAACGCUGCGCCUUAGGCUACUAUGGUAAUGCCACAUCAGGUUCUCGAAAUGCUUGCCUUCCAUGCACGUGUUAUGGUGGUCACGUGUCAUGUGAUCUCGUCAGUGAUGGCUCUUUUGCAUGUCGCUGUGGGCUCGGCUUUGAAGGCAAUCAAUGCGAGACAUGUGCUGAUGGCUUUUUCGGUGUACCGACAGAGGUUGAUGGCGUGUGUACUCCCUGCGAAUGUAACGGCAACGCUUUGACAUGUAACAGAACAACAGGCGAUUGUUCAUCAAACUGUGAAAAUAACUCUACCGGCAGUAAUUGUGAGUUUUGUAAGGACGAAUUCUUCGGUGAUGCCACAAGGCAGAACUGUCGUGAAUGUCUGUGCUCACCGAGAGGCAGCAUAAACAACACUUGCGAUCGAUUCACAGGCGAGUGUCAUUGCCUAGACAACAUUGUCAAUCGGAACUGCUCUGAAUGUAAGUUUGGAGCCUGGGACUACGGAAAUGCGACCGGAUGUAAGGAGUGUGACUGUUCGAAGAUGGUUCUUACUACUGGUAUUUGUCCUUGUAAAGUUAAUGUAACUGGAACGCAGUGCGAUAGAUGUAUUGAUGGACGCUAUGGAGUGAGCAUUGGUUGUGUUGAGUGUGACUGUAAUAUGACGUACUCAAAUCAUUCAAUCUGUGAUCCAAGAAACGGUCAAUGUCAAUGCAAGCAAAGUUCUGCUGGAGGAUUUUACGGCGGACGUCGAUGCACACAAUGUCGUUGGGACGCCGUUGGAACUUUCCCAGUUUGCAUAGAGUGUAAUGAAACUUGCUACAGGAACUGGUAUGAACUUAUUGAUACAGAACGAGUGAAAGUAAACGAACUUCAACGCAACGUGACCAGCAUAUUGAAGGCUUUCAAUGGAUCAUCAGUUGCCGACAUUAACCGGACUUUAAAUGAACUGAAUGAAAAGUUGACCUACUCUGAACGCAUAUUUAAAGGAGCUUUUUUCAAUACGAAAACGAAGCAAGAACAAUAUAGAAUGAUAAACAAUACAUUGUUGAAAAUCAAGCAAAAGUUAGACAACGUCAACGAAAGCUUAUUGAUGAUUCAGUAUCAACUGAUGAACGCGAUUCAACCUUUUGAUGGUACAGUUAAUGUUUCAAGAAGGCCACCACCUGUACAGGCGAACUACACAACACUACGGAAAUGGGCUGAACAAAUACUACUCCACAUUGAAGACGAAAAUAAAACUGCCCAUAAAGACUACCAUAAUAUUUCGUCUCUUUACGAUGAAAUCAAAGCCUACAAUUCAAGAGGUCUGGAUGCUAUUGGCGCUGUUGGACAAUCAACGAGACGUCUAGAUAACAUCACUAUGGCCAUAUCGGAAGUGAACUCGAUUUUCCGUCCAGAAUUCCACGACAAUGUUAAAAAAAACGAAAAAUUAUUGGAACAUCUCAAAAAGAACUCCACUGAAAUAAAUCGCUUGGUGAACGAGUCAGCGCUCAAAUCCCAUGAUGCAUCAGACAUGUUGGAUCAUGCGCAAAGCAACAUCUCCGAAGCCCGUGGCAUUUCUGACAGAAACUGGGAGAAAAGUCAACUGGUGUACAAUGAAAGUGUUCAAAUGGAAAAGAAAGCGCACGAAGCGAGAAAUGCAUCUGAGGAAUUUAAGACUAACUCGAGCAUUUUAUUGACCCAAGUUGAUAACUCCAUUGCUGACGUGAAGGCGAGCCUUGACGACAUGGCGCAUGCUCGUGACAAUGUCGACAACGUUACGAUCAUUGCUCGCGAAGUGCUCGGAAUGACCAUUCCGGUUACCGAGCAACACAUUAAUGAUAUAUCGCGACGUAUCCUCGAUAUCGAAGUGGAUCCCGAGUUAGUCAGCGAGACGUUGAAAAAUGCCUCUGCCGGACUUAAAAUCGCCACCGAAGCCCAGAAACUAGCUGAAAAAGCAAUGAAUGUUUCUUUUGCGACUUUACGACAAGUGAAUGAAAUAGAAAGGAAAAUUGAGGAAGCCCACAAGCUGCGCGAGGAAGCACGGACGUUGCAAAACUCCACUGAUAAAAUGGUUGCGGAGAUUAUGCAAAUCACAGAUGAGGUCGAGAAAGAAUCUUUGCAAGCUAGCGCGGUUGGCAACGCGUCGUUGACGUUGUUAAAAAGAACCAUACAGGAUAUCGACGAGAGCUUGAAAUGUUUCAACGAAUCCAAGGAGCUUGCCUUGAACGCCAGCAGAGUUGCGAACAUGACGUACGGGCUGAUCAUUAAUGUUUCACAGAUACACAAUGAAAGCAAAGCGACCUUACUUGACAUUGAGACGACACUAAAUAUAUCCUAUCACAAGGCAAUGUCGUCUUAUCGAAAUAAUUCAGAAACAUUCGACAACGCAAACAAACUUUUUGAGGAAGUCAAAGAGGCUGAAGAUCUUCUGAAGAGCUAUGUGGAUCAACGAGACGAAAUGGCGACUUUACAAUCUCAAGUCGAUACCUUAGAAGAAGAACUAGACAGCUUGAAUAAAGAUUUUGAUGAAAAGUUGGGGGAAUACAACUCGUGUAAAAAUGAAGGAUAAUUGAUUUGGUGUUUUGUCCUUUUACAUAGGUUAAUAUGACAAUACCGAGUGUUUUAGUUAGUGUAUCUAUAGAGUUUCAAACACAAACACAUUUUUUAUGUAUACCGUAUGUCUAUAUCUUUUUUGCUUGUACUCAAGGAAAUAUUUUUAUAUGCUAAACUAUUAUUUCUAUGCUAUAGUUCUUAGUUAAACUUGUACAUAGUCAUGUUAAGUGUCUGGGGCCGGUUGCACGAGGGCAAAUUUUUCAUAACGUUUAAAAAUCACUUAUAAGAAAAAAUAUACAAUUUGAACUGUGCAA
Messenger RNA from Xenia sp. Carnegie-2017, 6550 nucleotides. Its product is annotated as laminin subunit beta-1-like. Bases 205 to 6252 code for a protein of 2015 amino acids. NCBI's taxonomy places the organism in Eukaryota, Metazoa, Cnidaria, Anthozoa, Malacalcyonacea, Xeniidae. The transcript has 29 exons. The record is from RefSeq and is a predicted model, not a curated record.